GCACACACAUACACACCACAAAUAUAAAGGUAGACCCAAGUUACUAUAACCAUUGUUCAGUCUAUGACACGCUGUUCAGUGAAAUGAUGUUGACAGCAGUCAUUGCCGUGGUCGUCGCUUGGUCUUGUCGCUCAUUGGCGGCCACCCAAUGUCCCCACGGGUGGAUUGCUUACCAGUCGUCAUGUUACGGUUUUGGCAGUGAUAAUGUCACGUGGGCAGAGGCUCAGAUGUUUUGUAUGCUGUUCGGCAGCAAUCUGGCAGAGAUCGAGACCCCCGAGGAAAACGAAUUUUUGAAGAGUAUCGCGAGAAAUAGAAACUACGCCUCUAUGUGGCUGGGAGGCACUGACGUGUUCUCAGAAGGCUUCUGGAUCUGGGCCGGAAGUAAGCAGCCUCUCGGGUUUGUGGACUGGCACACUGGAGAACCCAGCAACAGCAGGCCCGGGGAGGACUGCCUGAUGCUGUACAAGUCUGUCAACUACCAGUGGAAUGACGGACCUUGCAACACCGCCACAAAAUUUGUCUGUGAAACCAGUGUCGAGGAAGAAAUCGUUGGAUAAAGCAUCACACCAGCAGCUGAUGAGUAUUUGUCGGUACAUUACUCUAAGCUUUUAUCUUCGAAAUUUUAAUCCAACAGUUCUGUACCCAAACGUAUGACAGCUUACAAAGUAGGUAAAUACACUGCAAGUAAUGUCUUUGUAAUUAAUUUUCAAGUAAUGAGUCAGCGAGUGAAUAAAUGAGGAGUUUACUGUGAAUCAUAGGUUUCCGAGUGAGCUCCUAAGAUAAGGAAUA
Pomacea canaliculata is the source of this 789-nucleotide messenger RNA. Its product is annotated as perlucin-like protein. Bases 84 to 557 code for a protein of 157 amino acids. The record is from RefSeq and is a predicted model, not a curated record. The transcript is spliced from 5 exons. Lineage: Eukaryota; Metazoa; Mollusca; Gastropoda; Architaenioglossa; Ampullariidae. Gene Ontology annotation, molecular function: signaling receptor activity.